AUGAAAUUUAGUAUGUAGGUACAUCAUGGGACACCGGUCACUCUCGUAACCUCACUUUCACUUUAUGUAUGUACAUCAUGGGACACCGGUCACUCUCCUAGGGCCACACUAAAAUACGCCAUAGGGAAAUAUACGCCAUAGGUACGCCAUAGGAGUUUUUCGCACGCCAUAGCAAAAUGUAACCGAUAUAUACACAAAAUAACUUGUUUUUUUCAUUGAUAUACCUAUUUUACAGGUUCUGAUAAAGUUUCAUUUCAAACAAAUGUGUACUUUGUAAGAAAAUCGGUCUUAUUUGCGUAGUCAGUUUCAAGCACUAUACGCCAUACGUGUUUAUGCACGCCAUAGCAAAGUUCAAGGGUUGUUUCUGCAAAAUCAAAGAAUUUUUCACAUUGUAUGUGUAUUAUACAUGAUUUAGUAAAGAUUCAUGAAAUAAAAAUGUGUACUUUGUAAGAAAAUCGGUCUUAUUUGCGUAGUCAGUUUCAAGCACUUUACACUACUAGAUCCUCUACAGUACGCCAUACGUGUUUAUGCACGCCAUAGCAAAGUUCAAGGGUUGUUUCUGCAAAAUCAAUGAAUGUUUCACAUUGUAUGUGUAUUAUACAUGAUUUAGUAAAUAUUCGUGAAAUAAAAAUGUGUAUUUUGUAAGAAAAUUGAUGUUUUUGUCUAUCGCAAUUUCAGGUCGAUUUCAAGGGAAGUAACUCUUGCAAAAUGAUUAGAAGGACACUAUUAAUUGGUAUAUAUAUGAAACCAAAGAUAUAUGUUGACAUCUCUGAAAUGAUAUAUAUAUUAUAUAUAUAUAUAAAUUAUGUAAUUUAAUACAGAAAAUAUUCUGAAAAGAUUUCAACUAUUAUGAUUAUGUUGCUCAUCAUUAUUUUUCAUGUCUCCCCUUUAUGAAAUUGUGUGUAAGUGAGUGUGAAAGGUGUGCUGUUUAGACUAUGUAUAAUUAUUAUACCUAUCUGCAACCGGUCUAUGGAAAAGACUUAUAUAGGGUAAUCCUGUUGUCUGAUCCUAUUAUUUCAUAUAUAUAAAUAUUUCAAAUAAAACUUAACAAAUUAUAAUAAUAUAUAUAAAUAACAUUUAAAUUUCUAAUAUAAUUAUGUUUAUUGAUUGUAUGUAUAUUGAACAUGUAUUUGUAUAUAUUUGGAAUAAUAAAAUAAUUUUUGAAUUGAAAUGGAAGCAUGUAUUGUACAGACAUUAUUACACUACACCAGAGACACAUAUAUAUAUACAUCUGUAUAUAUGUCUCUGACUACACAUAAUAUCAUACAUGUAUUAAAACAACUUCAAUUUCAAAAGGAAUCACACAAUAAAAGUUUUAUUUUCAACAUUUUAUUUUGUGUGUUUUUUUUUGUUUUUUUUUUUUCAUUGAUUUCAUAAAAUCUUUUAAUGUAUACAACUUAUUAAAUAGUGACACACUUAAAGUAUGCAUGUUUCAUAACAUUGUAACAAUUUUUCCACUGGCAGCAAUGUUUCCAUCAUCAAGGUACACUAGUAUUUGUUGUUACAAGAAUACUGAACACUUUUCAUUACCUUUACCUGUACAGUUAACAUCAGUCCAAAUACUUAAUUCAUGUGUUAAUGAACUUAGUGAUUCAAUGCUGUUCACAUAUACACAUAAUCCCAAACCAUUAAACAAUUUGUGAACAGUGUUUUUCAUUAUUAAUGAGAGUGGUCAAAUAAUGUGUUGUUUACUUAAUGAAUUAAUAUUUUCUAAUAAGUGUUCACAAUUACAUCACAUUGAAUAGUGUGUAAACAUAGAUACUCAUAAACAGGUUGAUGAAGGAUGUUGAUAAAUGAACUUAAAAUCAGGACAUUCCAUGAGCAAUUAAAGAAAAUAAGUUAUUAAAGGUAAUUAAGCUGUCCCUGCAUUGUGUCAGAUGGUAUAAAUAAGACCCUUUUCAAUUUCUGUUCAUUCUAUUACCUUCCCCCUACAAAGAAACAUUCAUACUCAUCUAUUACCCAGCAAUGGCCAAGUUUGCAGUAUUUGGGAGCAGCUAUGUUACUCGUCUUGAGAGAUAUUGUCAUGGUGAUCUUAAGGUUCCUGGCACCGUCAGAUUCUUCGGGAAGGGUGGCAUGCGUUCUGAUUCGAUUCCAAGAAAACUACUUAGAGACCUGAUAGAGUACAACCCUGAUGUUGUAUUCAUCCAACUAGGAGGAAAUGACAUCUCAGCGACAUCAUCCCCCAACGACAUUUUCCAGAGACUUCUGACACUGCAGGUGGACCUACAUCAUGCUGGAACUCAGGAGGUGUACUUUACAGAGAUUGUGCGACGUGGUAACUUUGACAAGUCUCCAGGCCUGACAGCGACGUCUUUUGAGAAACAACGGAAGAAGAUAAAUCGACUACUGCUGACUAGACUGAGAUACAUCAAGAUUAGGAUCUUUCCAGAGGACUAUGACCGUGACCAAGUGCAUUUCAACGACUCAGGACUCAGGACCCAGUUCCAUACCUUGAGACGACCAUUUUUUGCAUAAUUGAUUGAAAUUGAUAAACACCUUUUAUUAUGUCAUGUUACGCUUUGUAAUUUAUAAUAUGUUUCAAGCAUUUAAUCUUAAAAAUGAUUGAUUUAUUGAUAAUGGGUAAUAGAGACAAUGUUAUAAUACAUAUACUUUAAGUG
Molecule: messenger RNA, 2618 nt
Organism: Pecten maximus
Lineage: Eukaryota; Metazoa; Mollusca; Bivalvia; Pectinida; Pectinidae
Exons: 2
Coding region: 1966-2475 (169 amino acids)
Source: RefSeq, a predicted model, not a curated record